UCCCCGUGCUUAUUUGGGUUUCCCAAGGUUACUGUUAGCUACGUAGUCAGCGUCAUUAUAUAUUGUGAUGGGUUGCGUCACAAAGUGUUCUGGAAAAUGACAGUUUUGCUGCUCCUUUCGAAUCUGAAAUGGAAGUAUCAUUGUUUACUAAAUUAUAGCACUUACGGUGAAACUAUAAAUUAUGGGUUGCAUUUGUGCGACUCGGGAAUGACACUGAGAGUUUUCAACUCUCUACGACCAAACGAGGGUUAUAAAUUGGUGUAAGGAAUUAGAAUGCAGGUUUACAUUUUAGGGUUAAGAUUACAAAUCAGAUUUAGGGUUUUCAUAACGAACUGACAUCAGCUUUAAUGUCAAAACCGUACUAAGGUAAAUGGAUGAGUGAAUUUCGCGCCAAUACUUUAUACCCGUCUAAUUAUACCUGGUUGGUUCGUCCAUAAAUUAUAGUUUCUCCAAAUUUACACUGCAUAUUUCGAAAUUUAUUUUAGCAUCAUAGGAAACGGUUCAUUCGUAGAGUUAAAUCGACACGUCAUAUCACCAAAUAAAUAUUUCAAUGAUUAACUAAUUGUUCUUCUUUAUAACUCCAAGGGAUUCUAGCUAAACUUAUUAGAAAAAUAAUAAACAUAUAAUAGACUCUAAUAUGUAUAUAGUACUUGAUAUAUAAACUUAAGUUAGAUAUCAUAGUAUCGUCCUUAGUCGAAUCUCUAUUCAUAUCAAUAUAAAUCUUAUCCUUCAGAUAAGCUCUAUUAUAUGAGCUUUAAGACAUAAGUGACCAUUAUUUUACACAAUUAUAUUCGUUUAUACAAGUUCCUUUAAUAUUACCGGUUUUCUAGUCUUUUUCUUUAUUGGAUCUACUUAAAUAGAUACACGUGUAUCUGUUGAUAUAAAAGAUCUGUUCUUUUAACCACCCGGUUUGAUCAUCCGAUCUAAUUAUCAGGACUGUUUGUUAUUACUUGCUUCCUCUUAGUUGUUCUGGGAACAGUCUUAAUUUCUUUGUUGUUUUUUAUACUUCAAAAUUUCCUACUGAACACUUCGCGGAUGCUAAAAGCUUUUUGCUUAUAAAACCAUACGUAAAAAUGAAAAAAAGACUUAGAAUUGGACAUUUGUCGUAGAAUGACUAAAGAUAUAGAAAUUUCGAAUUCACCUCAUAGAAUCAGAGAUAAGUCUCUUGAAUUGAUUUGCUUCGAAUUGUAUGUUCUGUAAACCUUCAUAUCUACUUUUAAAUCGUUAUAAAAAUAAUAUUCUAUUAACCGUUUUAUUAGUUGUUUGUUUACUAUGAACAAAAAAGUAAUAUGCCUGUUUGACGUUGAUGGAACACUUACAAAGCCACGCAAUAUUAUAUCCGAUCAUAUGACUGAAUGUUUGCUUAAAUUGUGCUCUAAUAUUCCCUUGGCUGUGGUUAGUGGUUCCGAUUUCCAGAAGGUUUCUUCACAGAUUGGGACACUCGCUACCGAAAAAUUUAUAUAUAUAUUCUCUGAAAAUGGUUUGGUAGUACACAGUUAUGGUCAGAAAAUUAAAAGCACAAAUAUUGUUGAGCAUGUUGGUGAGAACAUCCUUCAACGUUUCAUCAAUUUCUGUCUCCAGUAUAUGUCAAACCUCUGGCUUCCGAGGAAAAGAGGAAAUUUUAUUGAAUUCAGAAAUGGUUUGAUAAAUGUGUGUCCAGUUGGACGAAGCUGUAGUCAGGAAGAACGAGAUGAAUUUGCUGAAUAUGAUGCGAAACAUAAAAUUCGCGAAAAUUUCGUCAUGAAAAUGCGUUCGGAAUUUCAUUCAAGUCCUUUAGAGUUCGCUAUAGGUGGACAAAUUAGUAUUGAUGUUUUUCCAAAAGGUUGGGACAAACGAUACUGUUUACAAUUCCUGAAAGAUUACGAUACUAUACAUUUCUUUGGUGACAAAACAGAAGAGGGUGGAAAUGAUUACGAAAUAUUCAAUGACCCACAAACCAUCGGACAUACUGUUACGUCACCGGAAAAUACAGAAGCUCAACUCAAAGCGUUAUUCCCCGAAUAUUGUUAAACAUGUAUAUAAAUAAACACUUAGCAAUAUGCAACGACAGCGGUUGGAAUAAAAAAAUAUAAGUGCUAAUUUCUAAAUUUUUUUAUAGACAAAAUUUUAGUUUACACUAGACACAGUUUAGUCUGUUUAUUUGUUACUUUGACCUUUUGUUUAUACUUAAAUAUUACUAUUGUUUAUUGGUCAUUUAUUCUAGUUUAUACGUGAUGAAGAUACUUUAUAGAACAAUAAUUAUUGCUCUUUAAUAUUGCCAUAUCUUAUCUUAUUUUGUCUUUUUAAUUCAUUAGGUUACUUUUCCUGUAGAAACUGUAUCGUAUGUUCUUGUAUUUGUGAUUAGAUAUUAGUUAGUUGAGGUUUUCGUCUGUCUACAGAUUUAUUAAGUGAGUGGUGUAAUAUUGAGUAUGUGAACCCAACUCGGUGGUUUUGUUCGACCAACACUGCUCAUCCCAUCAGUCAGCGACUUCAAAAACUCACUCCACUUUCUAGUUUGGUCACCUCUCAGCUUCCUUACAAUCUAUGUUUUCCACUAAUAAUCAUGGCUUGUCAAAGUAGGUGGUGGUUUGACCUACGUGCCAUACAUCCUAGCCACCUCAUUCGGCGGAGAUUCACAGUUUCAUCAACCAAUUUGCCACCUUUACUUAGCCUCAACACUUCUCACUUCUUUUGUUUCAUGACACGCCAGCAAUGAUUCGGAAACACCCAUAAUCAUAAGAUUUCAGCUUAUACAUAUCUCCUAUUUUCGUAGAGCGUGUUUCACAACUAUAAAUUGGAAAACAGUUAGCUACUGCUCAUGAUACUCGUCCUCUAAAUGGUGAUCAGUCAUCUCACUUUUGUCACAAGUGACGCAUGAUUUCAAAAGCGGGUUGGACUUUUUGAUAGUGUCCCCAGACUUCGUCAGGCUGCAACCCACCAGGGCUGACAAAGCUUUCAGGAUAAAUAAAGCUGUCAAAACGCUUAACUACUCCACCUUCUAUUAUUAGUUCUAUGAUAAACAAAGAUCAGCUGCGAAGCAAUGUCUUACAUUCAAGGAUGAAGAAACAUGCCUGUAUUAUUGCUCAAGGUGAUCAUAAGACUUUUGCAUUUUGUCAGAGUUUCCAUCAAACAAAUUAUUUGCCUGAGAGUAGGACGAAAAACUACCACAUUCAAUGAAUAUUAAAUCGGUAAAGGAAAUUCGUUUUUGUUCACUGCAAGUUUACAGAAAGCUGCAUAUAGAGAAUUUUGACGGCUGGAAACAAACAUUCAAAUUUACAGUAAAGAAAUAAGUGAUAGAGAUAAUAUACGAAGAGGUAACUCUUCCAAAGACUUAAGACCGCGCAAAAUAUAUAUCAGCAGUUUAAAAAAUCCUCAUAGAAUAUUCAAAAAUGAAAAAUACUUGAGCGAACGAUUGUUUUCAAUAACUUCAUCAUCAGGCUCUACAGUUAUAAGUUUAUAAUUAUGAUAUUUUACGAAGGCCAAAAUAAGGCAUCUACUAUAGAAUUUGACAAUGUUAUAUGUUAAAAAUGGUGAAAGUUUGCAUAUAUUACGAUAUAAAUACUUCAAAAUUGUGUUAUUUGAAAAUUAGAAAGGUCAUUUAAUAAUGGUCAGAAUGAUUUGGAACAGUGUCCGGUCACAAUCAGUAGAAUAGUGAUAAAAAAAGUCGUGUGAAUAAAAUGCAUAGUAAGAGAAUUUAAUCUUGUCAAUUGUGAUAAUAAUGAUAAUAGUAAUAUAAUAAUAACAAUGAUAAUAUUGUUGUGUGAAUAUAAUAUAUAAUAAGAGGGGUGUUAUCAGGGUAAUUACGAUAAACAAAAAAGGAUUCAUGUGAAUUGGGAAUGAUGGAUGUGAAGAUUAAGAUAGAUCUAAUCAAAAAAAGGAAGAGCGUAAAAGGUUUGUAAUAUUCAAUUUAAGUAUCCGGUGAUCUAGUCGUAGGCCAAGGUAAACAUAGGGGCUGGAUAUACUUUUUCUGGUUUUCGGGAGUUGAUCCAGAUGGUGUUGGCUAUGUACAGUAACCGUAGUCUAGCACACUGAGGUAGAUUUUUUGGAAUUUGGUAUAAGACAGAGAAAGCUUCAUCUAUCUUGACGUGAUGUUCGCUAUCUACCAAGUGAGAAAUGAUACUGCUGUUGGUCGACUUAGUGACUCCUUUUCCCAACCAUGCUGGUACAUAUUCACGAACACGCAAGGAUAAAGCCCUUUGAGUACGGUGUAUGUAACUAGCUCCACAGGAGCAGUUGAACUGGUAUGCACACAUGGAGGAGCCCAUCAUCGGUAAUCUAUCCUAGAUUUGAUGUGAGUACUGGUUUAGUUGAGAAAAUUAUGUGUAACUUGGCAGUGUGAAACGUUCUUUAAACAGAUCUUUUGAGUCGACGUGUUAAAAUAUCACCCGUUAUGUCCCCUUCAAAGCCCAGUCUCAGAUAUAGGGUGUUUUUACUGAGUCAUAAUUUCUUCUAUUUCUAAUACUUUGUGCUAGGAAUUUUCUGAAGAAAUUAUCUGGAUAGCCGUUAUUUCGUAGUGUAUUCUUUAGUAUAUCUACUUCGCUAUCGACGCUGUCCUCAGAACAUAAUAGCUUGAUUCAGUGGCUGAAACAUUUAACUAAAUUUAUUUUAUAUUGAAGAGGUGUAAAGCUUUGGAAAUGGGUAUACUGACCUGUUCAUCUAUUAUUUCUAAGUAUAUUUCGUUUUAUGGAACCGUCUAUCCUUCUUUAAAGUAGGACAUCAAGGAAAUUCAUACUAUUGUCUUUCUCUUCCUCGCCAGAGAUGGCGCACUAAUCGUAUGUGACGAAAAUAUCGACAAACAAGGGUUGUUGGACAUUUUCAAUAACGUCUACCCAGCUUUUAAAUUCACCAGUCGUUUCUGGAUUAAUAAAACCUUUAGUGCACCAUAGUGUUAAAAACCUAAGAAACUCAUUAUCAAUUAUUGUGAGUAAACAUACAAGUUUAAUCGUUCAACCAUCUUACCGACUAAAUGUCAUUAACUAAAAGAAGACAAUACAAAGAUGAGUGCUCUCAACACAAAGGAGGGAUUUUUAAAAUAAAUACAACCAAUAGGAAGAGAAUGCCACAAAAAAUGAAGUUGGAUUUUAAUAGAAAAUGGGGUAUAAAAAUUAAUGGUGGUAAUUUAGAACAAUUACACACACGAAUAACACUUGAGACAAAAUAAUACAGAAUCCUCAUUUUCCGUUAUUUUUUUCUUCUUAGAAAAUAUGAAUAAAAGUUUGUUAACGGUUAUAAAGUUCACUAUCAAAAGUACUGAUAUCGCUGCUUUUAAUCAACUAAAUACUACUAAUGACUAAGGUUACACUUGCAUAAUUGAAAAACACAGAAAACAUACAAAAAGUCAGCUUAAAAAAAAGAAACAAUAAAUGAAAUCCAUUCAAUAUUUGAAGGCGGACAUAAAAUUGAGAAAUGCAUUAACUAAUCAAAACAUGCAAACACCUUUGUAUGGACCAUGUGUGUACAUUUACUAAAUGGAGCAAUGAAUUGAAAGUAUAUGGA
Messenger RNA from Schistosoma haematobium, 5475 nucleotides. RefSeq names its product Phosphomannomutase 2. NCBI's taxonomy places the organism in Eukaryota, Metazoa, Platyhelminthes, Trematoda, Strigeidida, Schistosomatidae. The transcript has 9 exons. Gene Ontology annotation, biological process: protein N-linked glycosylation; mannose metabolic process; GDP-mannose biosynthetic process. Gene Ontology annotation, cellular component: cytosol. Bases 1273 to 2010 code for a protein of 245 amino acids. The record is from RefSeq and is a predicted model, not a curated record. Gene Ontology annotation, molecular function: phosphomannomutase activity.